CUUGUACUGCGCUGGCAACAUUGUUGUCAACAAACUGCGUGCUCGACCGGCACGCGCAAAAACGUGUGUUCGUUGUGAGAGUCGCGCUGUUAAAUUGACCUUAGGACUCGAGGUGCUAAACUCAAAGACGAGAAACAGUCAAGAUGGACUUGAACUUAAUCGUUCAACGGGGAUCGGAGAAAUUGGACAGAGCAAAUGUGAUCAAAAAGAUUAAGACCGCUUUUCAGCUGGGUUUUGACGUCGUUGCCCUCAACGUUGUCAUCGGAGCGGAUGCACUUGGUGCUAAAAACAAGAUUCCAGAACCUCCACAGUACUCAUUGGCUCACCCAGAUCUCCAGGCAUUGACACCACGAAAUCGCAGGCUUAAAAUUCUCACGCGACUGACUGCUAAUUUGACGGACAGUGCAGAGUCACAUAGGCUGUUUCAGUCUCCUGUUACCAAGAAGUAUGACAUCCUUGCGAUCUCGGUUACCCAAGAAAAAAUGUUCCAGAAUUUCUGCAACCAGGGAGAGUUCGACAUAGUCUGCCUCCCACUCGAUGACAGACUCCCAUUUGUGGUGAAGCGAACACAGUACGGAGCUGCCACAGGUCGUGGGCUCUUCUUUGAAAUUCAGUAUGCUCCAUGUAUCCGUGACGAGAAUUCACUGCGGAACACAAUCGCCAACUGCCAGACUCUGAUGCAUGCAGGCAAAGGCAAGGGGGUCAUCAUAACAAGUGGAGCAUGGAUGCCUCAGGAACUGAGAGGACCAAAUGACGCAGCCAACCUUGGUUUCCUGUUUGGACUUUCUGAAUGCACAACACGAGAGGCUGUCUUUGGCAACUGCAAGAGCGUCAUCAAGCAUUCAGAAACCAGGCGAAAGGUGGAUCGAGCCAUCAUAUUCUCAAAGACUGUGGAUGAGCUGCCCGAGAAAGACAAGUGGCUUGUGGAUGCCUGCAAAGCACCCGGUGUCCAAGAGGCAGCAGCAAAGCCUUCUAGCUCUGGCGAUUCUCAGAAGCAAGAAGGACCUCCGCCAAAGAAAAAGAAAAAGAAGGGCAACUGUUGAAUAGUGUAAUAUUUUCAUAUAAAGAAAAAUAAUGGCAUUUUUGAAGAUG
Messenger RNA from Rhipicephalus sanguineus (brown dog tick), 1092 nucleotides. RefSeq names its product ribonuclease P protein subunit p30 (gene Rpp30). Lineage: Eukaryota; Metazoa; Arthropoda; Arachnida; Ixodida; Ixodidae. Gene Ontology annotation, biological process: tRNA processing. Gene Ontology annotation, molecular function: RNA binding. The record is from RefSeq and is a predicted model, not a curated record. The transcript is spliced from 11 exons. Gene Ontology annotation, cellular component: nucleolar ribonuclease P complex. Bases 144 to 1043 code for a protein of 299 amino acids.